This is a messenger RNA of Rubroshorea leprosula, 589 nucleotides long. NCBI's taxonomy places the organism in Eukaryota, Viridiplantae, Streptophyta, Magnoliopsida, Malvales, Dipterocarpaceae. The record is from the annotation of a GenBank genome assembly.
AAUCUCAUAAACAAAACAAAAAGAUAUCAAUCUCCCUAGAAAUGGCGCAUUAUCAGAACACAUACAGUGCAGUUCCCCAAACCGACGAACAUGGCUACCCAGUUCGGCCUACAGAUGAUUUUGGCAGUCCCGUUGAGCACACUGGCACCACCGGUGCAUAUCCCACCACCUAUGGGGGACAUCACAAAGAGCAUCAUGGGGUUUCCGGUAUACUCCAUCGCUCUGGAAGCUCAAGCUCCUCGUCUUCGUCUGAGGAUGAUGGGCAUGGUGGGAGGAGGAGGAAGAAGAAGAGCCUGAAGGACAAGAUAAAAGAGAAGCUACCGGGAUCUCACAAGAACGAACCUCAAGCUGCGUCAACUACAACACCUGCAGGUGCUGCUGCAACUCACCACGAGAAGAAAGGCGUGAUGGACAAGAUCAAGGAGAAGCUCCCUGGAUGCCAUUAAUUAAGACGUUUGCAACUCCUAAUUAUAAAAUAGUUAACAUGCUUCUCUGUAGACUACAUACACAAGACACCUUGCAAGGGUGUUUACUACAGUGGAGCAAUGAAAAGUAUAACGGCAGUGUAUAAUAAAGUAAUGUAUGUGCU